This is a messenger RNA of Melampsora larici-populina 98AG31, 372 nucleotides long. RefSeq lists its product as uncharacterized. NCBI's taxonomy places the organism in Eukaryota, Fungi, Basidiomycota, Pucciniomycetes, Pucciniales, Melampsoraceae. The record is from RefSeq and is a predicted model, not a curated record. Bases 1 to 372 code for a protein of 123 amino acids. The transcript has 3 exons.
AUGAUUCCAAGUGUUGAGGUAGGGAAGCAAUUUGGACUCACCCUAGAGGUUCACGACUUAUGCAAGCCAUUUCCGAGUCAUUGGAAUCAAAAAUUCGAUCUUAUUCAUGGAAGACAUGUUCUUAUAUGGAUCAAACCCCACAAAUGGCCGACAGUGCUCAAGCAUCUCAAACAAUCUCUCAACACGGGAGGGGCAUUGGUGAUAAUGUAUCCGGGUGAAAUCCCCUAUGAUGUGCACACCGAUGCACCCUUGGCUUUCAUUUUAGCGCCAAUGAAGUUCUUCUCAGCUUUCAUUCGGUACACGGCAGAACCUGAUGUCACACUACGACCUGCCAGCCCUCAUCAUUUAGACUUUGUCGUCCAAAAGACUUGA